Messenger RNA from Tilletiaria anomala UBC 951, 3012 nucleotides. RefSeq lists its product as uncharacterized. The coding region runs from base 1 to 3012 and encodes 1003 amino acids. NCBI's taxonomy places the organism in Eukaryota, Fungi, Basidiomycota, Exobasidiomycetes, Georgefischeriales, Tilletiariaceae. The record is from RefSeq and is a predicted model, not a curated record. The transcript is spliced from 2 exons. Gene Ontology annotation, molecular function: protein dimerization activity.
AUGGAUGAUAUGAAUUCUUUUGGAGAAGCUUUCUUAAGGGACCCUAGUGCUAUUCCUUCGGCUCGCAGCUCUGGUUCUCAGUCACAGCAACAGCAACAAGAGAAGCAGCAGCACAAAGCACCACAGCUGCUUUCCUCAGGGAUGAGUCUACACGGCUCCCCGGCAACAGCACCAUGUUCGUUAAAAAGCAGCUCCAUUUCCUCGGCUGACUCGCCCCAUGGAGGCUCCUCGGCGCCAAGUCCUGCUUCGAUACGUUCGGCGAGAGGAGCAACCGGAGCAGCAGCGGGAUCGUUCUCGGCGGAAAGUGGUAUUGCUGGGCAGGCGCACAGGCGCACCGCGAGCAAGCAGGUCAACCGCGUUGACUCACCAAGGGUAGAUCGGCGAGAUUCUGAGGGUCUGGGAAGCUCCUUACCGCAGCUCCCCCAGCAUGGGUUAUCGGGACAGGUAGAUGCAGAGGGAAAGGGCCUGGCGCACCUCCAACUUGUUCAACAGGCUGCUUGGCUCAAGCAACAGCUGGAACGUAUGCAAGUUGCGAGCCCUGCAUUUGGGCCGCAAGAAGGGCAUCAGCAACAGUCUCAGGCUACUCAGCAACAGCAGCAGCAGCUGCUGCUGCUGCACCAACAGCAUCAACAACAACAGGCAAUCUUGCAGCUGCUGCAGUUGCAACAGCAGCAGCAGCAGCAGAACAAUCAAGUCCAGCCGUUCUCUCCCGCUUCAUUUGGCUCAUCUGUCGACUUGAACCAACUCAACACAGCUGCUGCACAACUGCAGCAGGCCUUUGCCUCGGGCCAGCUCUCCAUUGGCGGCUCGUCCAUGGCCCCAUCCGCUGCGAUCAACCUCCAUGCAGGCGUACUAGCUCAGUAUGGCCUACUCACGCCGGUCAAUUCGGGGUCUUUCAAUAUCUCGAACUUGGCUUCGCAGCAUGGUAUACCCAGUCCCCUGCAGAUCCCCAGCGGAUCGGGAAUUUUCACGACCGGUAAUACUCCUGGUGGAGACAUGUCCAAUGUAUCGCACCAUUCUGCGCAGGGCCAAGGUCAUUCACUCCCUCAAGCUCAUCACUGCGCGUAUGGCCCAGCAGCGGCCGGUAACAGCGUGAUGCAUACGCCAGUCGAAUCGCCAGCCAUCACACCCGCCAGCGUCUUUUCCGCCCUGGGCAACUCGUCCGUCGCGAGCAGCAGCGAUUUCUUCUCUCCGCUCGUCUCACCCGCACUUCGGCCUGAUCCGCCGCCCCUCGGAGAGAUGCUCCCGCCAAGUAUAGCGUAUGCGAAUCUGAAUGCUGCUUCUUCUCCCGCUGCGCCAUAUCCGCAAGCGCAUACACAUGGUCACCAUACCUCGCACUAUUACAUUAGCACCACACCGACUGCUUCGCCACUGGCGCUUAUCGGCCGGUCUGGUCCGCCGCCGUCCAGCAGCAAUGGAAGCGGCAGCGGUGGUGUUAGUGGUAGUGGUGGUGGUGGCGCAGGGACGGGCACGCGCAAGCAACGCGGUGCAAGUUUGAUGGAGGGCAAAUCGAGCAAGGUCCGGCCGUCGCCGCUAAUGAAGCCGCAGACGGGCCGACGGCGGAGAGACAAUUCAAUGUCCACUAGCACUUUGCCAAGCCCUAGCAUGCCGUUUGGUGCCGCAGGUGCCGGCAACAGCAUGAGCCAACCUGGAUCGCGCCGGGGAUCGAUUUCUGAGAAGAAUGGUGCAUUCGCGCUGCCUGCUGCCAGCAAUGGCGGCGGCUCGCAGGCGCGUUCCAGAAGCUCGAGCAUGGCACGCAACCAGAGCGUCGGUGCAGGUGCGACUGCCGCGCAAGGGCAGACAAUCAUCAAUGGCCAGGUGGUCGGUAGUAUGGCAGCCGUCGCCGCCGCCGCCGCAGCUGCAGCGCAAAAUCUUUCGAACGGCUUUCCGCCACUUGGACUCACGAACGGCCAGGGGAUUUCAAUGGAUGCUUCGCCCGAGGGCGGGACCACAUCGACGCCUUCACCGAUCGACCUGAAUGCUGAAUCGCAAGGAUUCGUACCGCUCCAUACAGGGACAUCGCAGCCGCUCACACCGGCUUCCAUCAUGGGCUUGAGUAAUCGGCAGCUGCAGGCGCCGACACAGGCGCAGAGGCAGCAGCAGGGUCAGCAACUACAAAGCGCAGCCUUGCAGCACCUGCCGCACCUGGCUCAGCAAGUCCAAACGCAAGGCUUAGUGCAAGCGAGUGGGAAAGGCUCGUCUGUCGCUUCGCCUAGUCCGACGAGAAGUUCUCUCAAGGAGAAGGGCAAGGCGAGCGGCUCCGAGAGUAGUCGAGUUACAUUCAGUACUCCAGCAGGCAAGGCCAGUGCGCAGCCCAUUUUGCCGGGUGGCUUGUCCAGCGCCGAUCGAGAUGCUUGGAUGUCAAUCAAGAUCAAGGGUGGCGAAGGGGUAGAUUCGCGCAGGACUUCGCACAAGGCAGCCGAGCAAAAGAGGCGAGACAGUCUCAAGUAUUCUUUGGACGAGCUACGAGGCUAUCUACCGGCCAUCAUGGUCGACGACGAGGCACCAGGGGGCUCUAUCCUCGGGCCAGAUGGCCUACAGGAGGACGAAGAAUUGGAACAAUUCUCCGUCGCUGAGAUUGCCGAUCCGGAGCAGGCGCGCAUCGCAAACAAGGGCAUCUCGAAAGUCUCGCUUUUACGGCACAGCAACGAGUACCUAUUGCGCCUGCGUACGCGGAUGGAACGACGCGACAUAGCGCUCAAGGAGGCGAGAGAGGAGGUGCUCCGACUGAGGACCAUGCUUGCUCGAGUUGGCAUCUUUGUAGAUGAGACGGAUGUCACACGCAAGAUGAAGGCGGCUGCUGGCGGCAAAACGGCACCAGAUCUGAAGGACAUUCAGGUGCCGCUGCUUACCAUAGCGCCUCCCGCUGUUGCGGGAGCACUAAUAGCAGCCACAGCAGCGGGAGGGGCGGAUGCCGGGAUCUUAACUGCUAGUGUUGAACAUGAUAGAGUGACAGGUUCACAGGAGACAAAGCAGCAGGAGCCUGAGCCGCAGAGCAUGGACGUUUCAUAG